CCUGAUUGUUUUAAUGUGAAGGAAAGGAGACUGACCCAGCAUGAACUUCACUGUGAGGUAAGAGGAGCUCUGUGAAAUUUGAAAAACCUAUUUCAGGUUCUGCAAACAUUUUUAUUUUAAUGUUCUUUUCUGGAGUUUCUUACCCAACUGUGCAUUGCUAUAUGCAAAAUAUCUCACAGUUUUUUUUUCUUUUUUUGCACAAAGAAAGGCUGAACAGAGCUGACCUGCAUUUGUUCUUUAUUCUCUCUUUUUUUGUGUUUCUUUUGACCUUUUUCAUUUGCAUCCUUACCCCCUUUGACUUUUCAAAGCUAUUUUCUGUUUGGCCUGACUGUUAAAACUAUUAACUAUAAAAUGAAACUAUGUGCCUUUGGCAUUUUUGUCACGCUGCAUUUGAAGAACAUGCAUUGUGAAGUACAUCAACUUCUUCUGUGAAAUUGAGCUGUGGUAGAAAUGACCAUCACAUUUCACUCCACAUGCAACAAAAACUUGGAAGCAGAAAUGUGCAGGUUAUCGUGGGUCAGUUUUUUUUGAAGAGAUGUGAAUUUAGCAAAGUAAAGGUGUAUCCACUCGGUCUCAUCAUCAAGGGAACAUGUGUUACAUCUUUACAGCUCCUCUGACUCAGCGCGCUCGCCUGAGGAAAGAUGAGAAGUUAUUCAUCAGAGGAUUAAAGAGCUCAAAGAGGCUUUAUCUCAUAAAAACACUUUCGACAAAAGAAAAUACUGGAAGAGCAAACAGAUAUCAGCACUUCCCAUCAGGCGUCUUCAUGGGUGGGAAAAGCUCUUUUGAUGGUUUCUUUUUCUACCCACCAGAUUGGCUAUUUUUCACCUUAUCUGACAUGAAAUCACAGGACCUAAAAACACCUCUGAGCUGUUUAGUUUGAGUAUUUUUCUUUCACCUGUCUGUCUGCAGUCUGCUGAGGGCUGGGAUUAAAACACGACUCACACAGAUGCUUUUCAGCAUUUUUCUUGGUUUAAAAGCUGCAGAUUUCUGGCACAGGUGCCUAAUCUGCCUGUUUUUAGCUCCAUUCUCCCUGUGACAAGACUGGGCCCAUCUGUCAGUUUGGACACAAAACUUUCUUCAGUCUUAGAGACAGUGGACUGACAGAAAAGCUGACAGAUACUUGAGUAAACUGUGAAAAAGCAAAAUAUACAGCUCAUUGAUGAAGAUAAUGACACUGAAAGACGUGAUUUGGGUCAGUAUUUGGAGCUUAUUUUUCAUGUUCACGCACUGUUUCUCUCUCUGCUGUGUUAACCUCCAGAGCCCCACCUGAGCUCUGCACGUGCUCAGUAGCAGCUUUCUCCCUAUUCAUCGCCUGGCUCUUGUUACAUGUAAGCUGACAGUGAGCAGGUCACUGUGUCCUGCUGUGAAGAGAGCAGAGAGGACCUGUCACAGUCAGGUCUGAGCUGACAUACUUAGAGACUGAAUAAAAUUGGAGCCACAUUUAUACUUUGACCCUUUUUGUUGCACCUACACACCAACAAUCACACUCAGUACCUGACACAUUAUUACACAGUAAAACUGCUGUGUGCAUGAGAGAGAAUCUAAAAUACUCGUGUUAAAAAUUUGCAGUAUAGGAAAAUCACGUUUUCGAAUGGUGCUCAAUUUGUGAUGAUUCAAAACACGGUUCAUUCAGUAUGAGUGAUUAUAGGAGUGUUGAAGGUAAAUACACCAAACUACAGUCUAUAAAACAGGGUCCAAUAGUGUUCUUUGUAUGAGCCUGUAAACAUCUAAUAUACCAUUGUAAAAGAACACAUUUUUAUUUGAGUGCUAAUGGGUCUUUGGUUUUUCCAGCCUACCUCUAGUGGACACUCCUGGUGUGUCUGAAGUUUUUUGCUCUCCCUCACAAGCGUCGUUGAUUCUAUUUGGUCAAGAUGACAAAAAGACAUACACAAGUGUGUUUGUUAAACAUUUCUGGGGGUGUUUAUCAUUGGAUAAGCUUAUUUUUCACUCACUCUGUGAGCUCUGACCGGGAUCAGGGUUAGUGUUACAAAUUUGGUCAAUGCAAACAAAUAAUGCAAACUGACUCAAUGUUCACUGUGAUAUACUUGAACUUUUUCCUACUAGACCUUGUUGAGGAACUUAGAAGGAAAUUUACCCCACAAGAGUGAACAGGAGUCAUAACCAUCCAUCCAUCCAUUUUCUAUCACGGGGGGUCUGGAGCCUAUCCCAGCUUCUUGGGGGCGAAGGCAGGGGACACCCUGGACAAGUCAUCAGUUCAUUGCAGGGCUGACAUAUAGAGACAAACGACCUUUACACCUUUGGGCAAUUUGAAAGUGACCAAUUUAUCUAACCCCACUUCUUCAUGUUUUUGGGAGGAAACCGGAGUACCCGGAGUAAACCCACGCAGACACAGGGAGAACAUGUAAACUCCACAUAGAAAUGCCCUGACCCGGAUUCAAACCCAGGACCUUCUUGCUGUAAGGCAACACUACACAACUGCACCACUGUGCUACCCAGGAGUCAUAACAUUUGUAAAAAAAAAAUAAUAAUAAAAAAAAAAAAUAAUUAAAAACAUCCAAUGAUGAUGGAGAAUAGUUUCUAAAAUAACACUGAAGAUGUCUGCAUGUGCGAGUACUUACGCUCAGCCUUUAUGUAGUAGAUGCAAAAAUGUCAUUAUAGAGUGGGUCCCUGCUGUUUUAAGUACUCUUGCCUCACAGGGAGCACUUCCCUCUGUGAGGGACAUGUCUAAACAAGACACCUUUCAACCCUCAUCAACAGAACUCCUAAAAAAAUUCAUUAAAAUUUCAGAAGAACACUUGUGAAAGAGGCUUGCUCUUCCAGAUAUUCAUUCUCAUACCAUUUAUGUCAUUUCCAGUCCACUGAGUAGGUUUGUCAGAGGCUUCAUUUUCACUGCUGAGUCACAUCCACAGAUCAGUUCUCCUGAAUCAGCCCUGGAGGAUUGCAAAUAUCUGUAUGAAACCACCCAAGCCUCUGCUUACAGCCUGCAGGUCCAGUUCUGCUCAGUAACCCAGUCUAGACAGGCAGAUUGUUCCCAGAGGGGGAGGUCGGAUUCAAGGCCAGAAAUCAUAAAUCUUCCAGUAAGCCCAGAGACCCAAACUGAUCAGGACAGGCUGAGAGUCCUUCUCUGUCUCUGUCAUUCUCAGGAUGACUAAGUCCAAACAACAAACACAUCCACAAAGGCUAUUUCAAAGAAAUAUGUGGUGGUUUGUUGCCAUGGAUACCUUAACAAUAAUGAUUCAUGAAAAAUGAGGCGGAAGAUUUCAACCUUAAAAAAACAUCCGUCUGUUCAUUUCUUCUUUAACUUGUUGUUUCAGUUUUCCAGCUCUGACAUUAAGGAUCUUCUGUCAACAGCAGUAAAGAGUUAGAUGCUUUAUAGAUCAGGUUCAGUGGCAUCAAACUGAAGAUAAUUCAAUGAAAAUCAUCUUGAAAACAGUUGCAUUGGCAGUGACACGUGCACAGUAAUGAUAAGAGGUAUUUCUUAGUAUUCAAUAUUGUUUUGAAAAACCAGACAUUUCACGAAAGUUGAUGACGCUCUGAAAAAACAUGACAUGAAAAUAAGUUUCCUCUCAAACAGCUGCUACAAAAACACUAUUUUUAGAACUCAAGGACGCUUCAGGAAGCACAGCUGCACUCCACAAAAGACGAUGACUUCUCAGAAAACAAAAGAUUACCAGAAACAUUUCUCAUGAAAAACUUUUUGUGUUACAUUAAAUUCAACAACUUCUCACCAAACAGCAACACUCCCAUGGAAACUGGAAGUAAACAUAGUGGAGCUCUAUUGAAAAAAAGAAAAAACUUUGAGACUUUUCUCCUAAGAACAGCCAGCAAACUAUUGCGUUUUUGGCCAUUCAUUAUCAUAUAAACACUCAGUCGGAACCACUUUCUUCAAAGGAAUCUAUAACUUUUAUGCAUUAGUUCUAUUUGGUGGUAUGGCUCUGGUCUGACAGCCCCCUGCCCUUCCAUAUGUUGAUGUGGAGUGUCAAACUUGCAGCAGGGAGAGCACACCUCCCUUUUGUUUCAUGUGCUCUGUGAUGCCAUAUUUCAGUUCAUUGACAGUUGUUAAAUGUCACAGCUACAUUGGUUAUUAUUGUCUUAAAAUCCUGACCGAGUUGUUGCAUAACUUUAUCUACCUUUGAGUCACUUUGUUCUGGACGAUCACUGUGUCUCUCCAUCUUUUAUCCCCCUGUUGCUGCAGUUGUGAGUGACAGCAGCCCCCAGCAACCUAACUGGUGAGUGGCACAGUCCAGUGCUGGAAGGCUGAUCAACUGGACCAAACGACAAAAUGAACAGUUUUUCUUCAGGUUACGGCCUGUUUUUUGGGAAUGUAAUUUCCUUCAUGCACAACAAGACUUUUAGUUUUAUAUUACACACUCAUUAAAAAAGAUUCCCAGGGACAAUUGACAAGCUUCUCCACUUAAGCGUCGUACUGAGUUCCUUCGCCUGUUUUGUUUUGCUGUGUUAAGGGUGUACCACAGGGAUCUGUGUUGGGUUUAUUGCUGUCUUGCCUCCGUAUGUGUGCUGGCACUGUGCUUAUUUACUGAAUACACAUGGAAAAGUUGAAAAACAGGUUGCUGCAAAAUUAAAAGCUGUUAUGUAGAAGGCAGCUGUCUGUGUUAAUCACCACAGCUUCGACCGAACCAGCUGUCAUGUUUAUUUUUCAUCAGGGUGAAAAUGAUAAACACAAUGAUUGAGCCAUUAUUUUUGUGGAAAAUGCAUGCCUCAAAGUGCUGUGGAAAAAAAUAGAAAAUAGAACAAACAAGUUAUGUAACUGUCCUCAUUCAAAAGGAAAAUACCAAUAGAAUUUUGGCAAAAAAAAAAAAAAUAGGGAAUAGCAACAUUUUUAGAGAUUUAACUCACUUAUUAAAUGAUUUAUUUGUUUGAACACAGUGAUGAAACAAAAGUAAAUAAAUAAGUGCAAAAGAAAAUUAACAGGAACAGCAAAUUACUGCCUUUCUUAGUCUAUUUUGCCAGUUCACGUCAAAUAUUCUGCACAAAAAACAUCAAUAUUGCUGUUAUUGAAGCUAUAUCUUUAAAUAUUAUCUGUUUUGCAAAACACAAUUAAUAUUUCAGAUUAUCUUCCGCCGCACAAACAUUUCCCCCCUCUUUCUCAUAAUCUCCUGCUUCCAAACAAAACAAAUCUGCAGCAUUUAAGAGCAGUUUUCUACUCACAGGUUUUACACGUGAGAAGGAAACAACUAACUUGUGAAUGAGUGAAAACAGGAUAAUCUCCGAGUUUAAGGUCUUACCUUAAAUACAUGUCUGUGGUCACAUGCAGGCCAGACGUAAACACCCCUUUCCUCUGUUAUUAAACUUUAACCCUUUCACAGGUUUGUCCGUCUCCUCCUCGUGCACGCAGACCAACAUGUUGUUGCACACAAUGAGUAUGUGACAGAGGCAUGCACAUCGAAUUCUAAGAAAUGAGUGUGGAUAAAGAUUAUUGUGACGCCUGCAGGAUGUAAACAAGAGCUGGAGGGCCUAAUUGAGAGUCAGGGGAUCAGGAUUUACCUACAGGUCUGGUGAACUAGAGGCACUUUUUAAACCUUUUCUUUUCCUUUCUACAUUGCUGUGCACAUAUACAAGUAUGACACACUUCAAGGGGUAUUUAUCGAUGAGUUAGGGCUAUAAUCUUGCUAAAGCUUUGUUGAAAUAUGUUUCUCUAUAGUAGUCCACUGCAUAUGACCUGAGUGAUCAAAAAUCAGCUCCUUUACAUGACCCGUCUACCAAGUCAGGGAAUGCAUCCUCCAAAAGGCAGCAACCCAAGACUGAUUGCAUCACAAUCAAAUAUUGGAGGCUGUCUUAUUAUGGGGGCUGCUUUAGUCAGAAACCAAUGAAUCCAUCCUAAUUUUACUGAGCUCCUUCAGACACAGCCAACAAAUGUUUCCUACCUUUACUGGAAUGCCAAGGAUGAAUCAGAUGCAUUAGAUCUAGACAUGACGCUGGACUUCCAAAUGGCAAUACAUCGUCAAAUAUGAGUAUGUACUUUCAUCCUGAUAGAUGGCUAAUGACUUUACUGUUUUAACAGGACAGAGACCUUGAAACUUGAAACCCUCUACAGUGCUAUUCGGUCUAUGAGGGCCGGCUCAUUUAUAUGAAAACUGACAAUAUUUUGUCAGAUUUUAUAUCAAAUGACUAAAAUUCUAUCACUGGGCCCAAGAUGCCACUUUCUCAUUAAUCAAUAAUUUACCAAGAGAAAAAUGUCUGAAAAAAUAAACCUUUUGGAGUUAAGACAGUAAGAGACCAGUGGAACUUGAUGGUGUGAGUCUUUGCAGAUUGGUUGCUAUUGGUGAUACCCUGUGACCUACACUCUUCUCUUCAUAGUACCUUUAUUUCACAGUGUUUCCAAAGAAUUCUAGGACAGCUGAUGUGGACUAAAGACAACAUUUUUUUCUGAUUUCUAGUAAAAACAUUUCACGGAACUAGAAGAAGCAACAUCCACCUUAAAAGGUCAGAUAAAUAACAUAUUAUGAGUGAGUUUUUAAUCAAUCCUGAUGUGCCUUGUGGCCUUUAAAAGCAGACUAGAAGAUCAGCAAUAUCACUGAACUUUUCAAUAAUGUAAUUUGUGAUGCCUAUAACUGCUGUGAAGGAGGUAGGUGAAGACCAGCUCUUAAUUGAUCCUACCCAGAAAAAUGCAACUAGAGGGAUGUAUUUGGACAUUAAAAUAAAAAAGGAUGACAUUGUUUUUCAAAGCUAUCACUUCACACACACACACAGGGACUUUCACAUCACUCAUCAUAGCCAAAACUUGCGGCAACUUUAAAAAUGCUGAUGCAAAAUCCUGCACAAUUACAUGUUGCAAAUGCUCUCUAUAUAUCUCCAUCUACUAUGUAAAUGCAUGAGACCAGAAACAUGAAGAAAGAUUUGCAUCUGCUUUGAAUUUGCAGAUGGUGUCUUGUUGGGCUUUUGCUUGAUAGUGUUUGUGAACCACCAUAAAAAUCUUCUACCAACUGGAUAACUUCAGAGUAAAAACACAGAGCUGGCAUUCCUUCAGAGGGAGGAGAAGGAGGUGCUUGUGAAGUUGUAACUAUUGUCAUUCACACUCCCCCUCUAAGACCACCUCUGCCCCUCUCCCUCUCCACUGUUGACAUUCACAGGUAUGCAAAUGCUUGACAUGAGGGUUUACAUUUCAAUAAGAAAAAAACAACCUCUCUUCCUUUGUGUGGGCUGAGAGCUGCUUGUGCCGGCAAGCCAAUACAAUUUCCAUCAGUCAGAAUAAAUGCAAAUGCUCUCUCAGAUAUAAACAAAUAAUUAAAGAGAUCUUUGCAAAGAUGUAAGGAUGGAUCUUCUUGUGAGGUACAGCUGCUGCAAAGUAAAUGGUAAUCGGACUAUGUUUAUAUGGUGCUGGGUGGGAGUAGAAUAUAGUGCAAAUUUGGGGACUCUGCAAGGUUUUAACAGACUCAAGAUUUCAAAAACUCUUUAGUGUCUCCCAAUAAUCACACUUUCUGCAGACAAUGAUUAAAGCAGUGGCAGUGAUAAGCAUCUGUAAUGAUAAACACAUGACCAUGACUUCAGGGCAGCUCCCAGUGUCUCUGAUUUCCCAGCUGACUGUCCUUUGAGGGAUUAUCCCUGAGGGUAAGUGGUGCUGUUCUGAGGCGAGGCCUGCUCGGGAAAUCAGCCCUCACUUAUGUGUCAACAAGGACAUCCUUCUGAAAACACCUCCUCCUCCUCUUUUCUGAUUUCACCUGCCCCUCAUCCUCUCUGCCAGCCCCCAAUUACCUCCACAUUCCUCUGCUUCCACUGAAUACCCCAAAUUCCCCCUGAUAAUUGCCCCCACCCAACACCCCGCUAAAAGAUUACCCCCAUUUCACCCUCCCUAACCACCCAUUGUCGCCUCUGUGUGAGCGACACUCUGAUCCCAAACUCAGGCCUUGUUCUGCUCUGUUGUGUCUGUAAUUGUCCUCUUCUGCUCAAAGGUAUUUUAAUUUACCUGCAGCUCUCCCUUAGGGAAAGUGAAGGCCUGAAGGUGUGGAGAGAGAUGGACAGUUUUUGUAAGAUGUUUCAUCAGCACACAAUAUAGUUUUCUAGAAAUAACAGGUGACGUUUUCACAUCCGUCCCUGUGCUCCUUCGACUCCUGCCGUUAGUCACUCCACAUUCCUGUGUCUCUUGUGUAUAAAACAAGUGACUCCUGGGCUUUUGUUGUUGCAGCACACCUCCACAUGCAGCAUCCUUCCAUUAUCUGUUAUCAUUAGCCUGCUCGCUUGGUUGCUAAGGGAGGGAACAACCUUGAUGCUUUUUAUCUUUCUGUGACACAAAUAUGCAGCGUGGGCUCAGAUUACAGAACGCUCACACCUUACUCAUUCACAGCAUGCCCCAAAAAGUCAGCUUCACUAAACAAGGAGAGAUGCAGGAGAAUGGGGGUGAUUACUACUUUGAAAAAGCAAAUUAUACGGUUAGUCAACUGAACAGACAAAUGUCUCUUUGACAUCACAUUUAUUAAUUCUAAAAUUGUUCUAUAGACGCCACAAAAAUCUCCUCACCUGUGAACCAAAUACUACCCUGAUUUUGAGGUUAGAUGCUAUAAAAUUCUGUAGGUCAGUAUGCUAACUGUUUCUUUCUGGCUAAAGUUAUCACCAUUAACUAACCUGGCUCAUGGACGGAUGUUACACCAUCCCUGGUUGGUUUGAUAAUCAUAAUAUUUUCUUACUUUGUGUUGAUUUUAAUUGUAAAGUCUAUCUGUUUCUUACAAGUUUUUUGUUUUAAGGUCAUCAUUUUUACAUCUUAAUCUUUUAUUUUUAUAGUUGUCAAAAUUCUGUGUAUGUAGCCUUAAUUUACACUCUUUAAAGCACUUUGAGUCUUCUCUUUAAAUUGCAUUGCAGUGGCCGACAGGCAAAAAGCUGCAAUGACUUAAAUAGUGUCUAUCAGGUAAAAUUGCAGGAAAUUCUAAGAUGAUGCAUAAAAAAAUUAUAUCGGAAAUAAACUGAAAGAAUAACAAAAAAGUGUUGCACAAAAGCUGAAACACAUUUUUUGCACAUGCACCUCAAAUACUGAGAGGAUGCAAACCUAAAAACACAAUUAACAGCAUCAGGCAAGUCAAACAGCGAAGAAAACAAACAAAAAUGCUGCAAGAAAACUCAAACAGAAGCAUUUACAGUACAAACAGAACCAACUUAUAAAUGGUGCAAAUUCAAAAACAUGCAAUUGUAUGUCUAGAAAAUCUCAAAACACAUGCACCAAUAACAACUCAAACUUAAAUAGAUGACACAAUUUCAAAGCAGGCUACACCAGCAAUGUGCUGCAAGAAUAACAAAGAGAAGUGCUUCUAAAUACCAAAAGUAAUGUGCUAUGAAGUGCAAACAUGCUGCAGAAACAUGAAUGAGUUCAGUUUAAAUGAGUUACCAUGUAUAAAAGCACAAAAGCCAGGAGCUUUAUUUGAAUUCAUAAACACAGGGAGAGUACAGUUAGCAUGAUAGUUCAUGAUCAUGUACAGUAUUUAGUCAUAACAAAGCAGAAAACAGGCUCCCAUAAUGCACUCUGGGUGGAGUUGACUGCUGUGAUGUGUUUUGUCCUGUGCCUACCCCCAUGUAACUGUGUCUGCUAACAAAUCCAGAGCACUAAUUUCAUAUUUGCACUCAGCCACCUGUCAGCAGCCCUCUUAUCAAAAAUACAUACCAGAGCGUAAUCACAGAAGGCCAGGAUGCCAAAAUACCUCUGAGCACAUGAGCGCCAGUGAAAGACGAGGGCAGGAGGGAGAGAAAAGUAGGACAAAGAGAUGAUACAGGUGCUGAGCAGUCCGUCACGUGAAACAGAACAAACGUUUUAUUCUGUUUACCAUGAAAAUAGAAAGCUUUUGCUGUUUUGUUGCUGCGCUAAGGUCAAAUUUGACACCAUUUUCUGUGGCGAGUCUUCACGUUCAUGGUAUAAAGGGAAAAAAAGGAUGCAUAAAAGGUAUGUAGAAGUAAGUGUUAGUGUGUGUGUGUGUGUGUGUGUGUGUGGGGUGGAGUUGGGGGGUUGAACAACAUCAGCAGCAGUAGGGGCAUGUCUGAACAGGUUACUGCAGCACAACAGGAUCCAUCCACAUCCAGAUUUGAUGUAGGACUGUAAAAGCAGACGUUAGAAAAAGAAAGGAGGAUUUUUUUCAAGACACCCAUAAUAAUCUACAUUUGACAGCAUUUACUGUUAUGACUCUUUGAUAUUUUUCAUUAGCUGUGGAAGUCCUGUGCACGAAUCGUUUUUUUUUUUCAUGUCACCAUUAGCAAACUGAGCACACUUAUGUGUCACUGAUGUCAUUCUGAAUCAGACUGUGAAUAUGUUUGGACAUCACAUCCUAGAGGGCAGAUAGAUCCCUCAUGGCCUAGCUGUUAGAAUUCCUGGUUGUCACCCAGGAGGCUGAAUCGACUACCGGUAUGGGAGCUACUUUUAAAACUGUCUUGCUGUAUAUAGAUGGGAGUUUGUACAUAUUUAUGUAAUGUUUCAUGUUUGUGCAUAGAGGGCAAAAUGAACCUGAGUCAAUUUCCUUGCAUGUGUACACAUACUUGGCCUAUAAAAGCAGAUUUUGAUUCAAGCAGACAAACAAAAAACACAAAUGUUCAGUUUAUCCCAUAGUCAGCAUUUCUGAUCUCUGGGGAAUUUAUGGAAGGAACACAUCAUUCUCCUUUUAGCUUAUACAGCCCACAAAGUGACACAAGAAUAAAAGUUCUCUUUUUAAAUGUAGAUAAAAACUUUUUACGGAGGCUUUAAACUUCUCUAACAGUAUUUUAAAAGGUUGGAUUUUUCAUCAUUUGGCCAUUAUUUAUGACAUGCAAAGUUAAAGCUCCCAUUUGGAGUUAUUUAUCAAGUGACAAAUUGGAACUCAAAUUAAUGUAGAUGCCUGUUGAUGACCCACAAAAGUAAACAUGACCAUCAGCCAAAAGUUUGAUCAUUUCCCCAUUACCAUUAAUAAUGUUAAAAAGCUCUGGUGGGGGUAGAUGUCAUUCCAGCUUAUUUAUGGACUGCAUAUAGAAUGGAUGCUGUCUGCCUCCGAGUGGAGUGAAGCCACCGUGAGGACAGCACCCUCUGGUGACAGGUUGCAGUGUAGGUCAUUAAUCCCGCCUCCUCCAGCAAUCCCUAUGGAGCUGUGGACAAACCUUAGAAAUUUAUUUCACGGAAUAUAUUUUUUUUCUCCCCCCUGCUUGUGAUGUUGUCAUGUAGUUAUUGCAUAACUCACCCAGGGGGAUGCGCAAUUUCAGCCGAGCGUCAUCACAGCAACUCUCGGCGACUCUCCCGCUGAAUGCGUACAACGCUACUGCACAAGCGGUGGUUCCAGAUUUGAUUCGAAGAUUUGUCUGGACCCGAGUGCUGAACAUGCAUUAUUAAUUUCAUCAAGCAGCAGCCCAGUUCACAAUAUUUCUGACAAGCAAAGAGCAACCUCACAGACAAACACUAUUAUAUAAAAUAAAGUACGUAACUAAAAGUGAAAAAGUUCCAGGUAGCCUCAUCAUAUCAGACCAACUCCUUUGGCAGUUUCAACAUGAAACCUUUUUUUUUUAAAUAUGGAAACUGAGUAAGAAAAUAAUAAAAUGUUUUAAUUUGGGAAAAACAAAAAACGUUUCUCAGAGACUUUAGUUAAAUUUCGACAUGCUAAUCCUUCUCUCCUCUAAAACAGAGUCUCAGUGUUAACAGGGUACUCAGCCGGAGGUCCCACCUGUCGCUGCAGCUUUUCCCCUUCUCUCCUGUGUGUGUACAGCUCUCGUAUCCACGUGUAGGCGGAGGCGCACGAGGUGGGGGGGGAAUCAGCAGCGUCCAAUCAGAUGCGACCACCGCUGGAGCGCUAUAAAUGCCGCGUGCGCCCCUCAGCUUCAGCAUUCACUCAGAGAGCUACCUUGAAGAGCCUACCGUCCUGAUUUACUCAGCAUCACUGAAGCAUCUCCGGAACUGUCUGAGAGGAUUAACUUUGGUCGUUUUUAAUAGACGAAGGAAAAAGAAUAAAACUCUGUCUUUUUUGGUCUGAAGAACGUUGGACGGAAUAGAAAAAUGCGUCUCAUCCAGAACAUGACAACCAUCACGGAGUAUCCCGCGUCGGAAAACUCGGUCUUCAACCGGGCCAUCAAAAUCGCGGUGAUAGGAGGCAGCGGAGUGGGUAAAACAGGUGAGAUACGGGUGAAAAUCCUCGCUUUAUCGAUGACCUGUAGCGUGGUGUUGGACAGACUUGUUAAGUUUGUAUUCUGUGUGAAAAAGGUCUCUAAACGAGUCUGUUUCUUUCUAUUGUAGCGCUGGUGGUGAGAUUCCUAACGAGGCGAUUCAUCGGAGAUUACGAGAGAAAUGCUGGUGAGUUCACGAUGUUACAUUUAAAAAAAUGCAUUGAAUUAAUUUACUUUGUAAAACACAAACCUGUUGGUGCAAAUAUUCACUUUUUUGCGUUAUGUUUGCAGGUAAUCUGUACUCCAGAGAGGUCCAAGUGGACUCAGAGCAGGUGACCAUCCAGGUUCAGGACACCCCCGGUGUGGAGGUAAGAAUUUUUUAAAAUCUUUUUCCUUAUUAUUAUUUUAUUUUCUGCAGUAAUACUCAAGAAAAGAAAAAAAUAAGAUAGUAUAUUUCACCGCCUGAUCGGGCAAACUCCCUGGGCACCAAACCCACAGAUGUGUGUGUGUGUGUUUCUGUGUGUGUCCUGAUGUGAAAUCAGCCCUUCAGUCUGGCCCUCUAAUCUCCCGUUUAGUCUAAUGGUUUAAUGGAUGUCUGAGGCCAGAGUAAAUGAUACCCUCAUCCUAGUCCAGACUCCUCUGUCACCCACACCUCUGUGUUCAGGAGGAGAAACCUGAGAGCUGCAGUCUGCCUGCCUCACUCAGCACUCCUGCUCUUACUAAAGACCAGACACACACACACACACACACACACACACACACACACACACACUCAUACGCACACAGAGUGAUUGCUCUGGUCUGAAUCCUGAUCAGUUGUGGGGUUUUCAGUUUGGAAUGAUGUGAAUCAAGACUGCCACUGAUGAGAGUUUUACUAAUUAAGUAAUCUGCCCCAUUUUUAAACAAGAUAUCGAACUCAUUUCAUUCAUAAAGCUGUAUUAAGUUCUGAAAAUGCCAAAUAUAAUUUACAAGAGUGAGAAAUGCAUUUUUAUGCGACCAUAAUCAAACAAAGGAACUCAAAACUAAGUGUUAAAAAUGAGAGAAAUGUAAGAAUCAAAGAUGUUGUAGCCAGAAACAUUCUUUCAGCACACAGCCCCCUUUAUCAAACCACAUCAGAUUAUUUUUACAUCAUAAUUUCAUUCACCAGUAAAAUCUGUUAUUAAAAGUUUUCCUGCUUCUAAUCCGUCUUUCUUCGCUCCUCUCUUCCAUAGAUGACUGAUAACGCCGUCAGCCUCCCUGAUCAUGUGACCUGCUCCAUCCAGUGGGCAGAUGCAGUGGUGCUUGUUUACUCCGUAACCGACCGCCGCAGCUUUGAUCUGAUCGAUCAGUUGCACCAGCUGGUCGUCCGUGCGGGUGGCGCCAACAUGCCUCCUGUCAUCCUGCUUGCCAACAAGGCGGAUCUGCUUCACCUAAGGCGGGUCGACUCCCAGCAGGGCCCCCUGCUGGCAGGAACCCUUGGGUGCUCCUUCUAUGAAGUCUCCGCCAGCGAGGACUACAGCCAGGUGCACCAAGCUUUCCACCGACUGUGCUGCCAGCUCGCCAAACAGCCGCCGUCUCCCGCCUCCAACUCCGUUCCAUCCUCAUCCUCACAUCAGAACUCUGCCAGUGCCGCCACAGAAAAAAGACGCUCGCCUCUCAUCCCCAGACCCAAGUCUCCGAACAUGCAGGACCUGAAGAGGAGGUUCAAGCAGGCACUGUCCGCCAAAGUCCGGACUGUCACCUCCGUGUGAAGAGGAGAACCUGAACAUGGUCCAGAGAGACCAGAGAGAGAAAGAAAGCAUUGAAGAAGAAGAAGGAGAAAGGAGGACGGUGAGGACUCUUGCUCCUUCUUCUAAGUCCUGCAGCAGUCUGUCUAAAGAGGGCAGAUGUGCAUUUGACAGCAAAGAGCUGCAGGAGGAUGAUUCCCUCCAGAGGAAAAGACCUCAAAGCUGCAGAUGAUGCUUGGUAUCAUGUGUGAGGAGGAGUUUGGAGGUAUUUCAGGAGGAGAAAGGACACCUGAGGUGGACUGAGGCUCAGACUGUGUGAGCGUAAAAUAAAAAACAAACUGUUUAUCUCCAAGCAACAGCAGCGCUGAAGGACUCCGCUGCGUAUGUUUAGCUGCCAUUGUGUCGUUCUUAAUUUAAUCUGCACGGCUGAAUGCUGGUAUUAAUAUAUCAGCCACUCGAGCCGAGGUGCUGUGCAGAUGUGUGUUCACAAACCGAGUUAGGGUGUGUCAAAACAGCAGAGUAUUUGAUCCCGAAUGAUCAGAGGAGCGGAUUCAGUAUGUAGCAUGUGGCAGUUUAUCACUGAUGCACUUUAAAAAAUGGAAAACUCCAAAGGGCAUAUUGAUAUUUAUUUGUUAUAAUUCACUAUUUGUUCACAAUAAAAUGAUGAUGAAUUUGA
Messenger RNA from Xyrichtys novacula (pearly razorfish), 14397 nucleotides. Lineage: Eukaryota; Metazoa; Chordata; Actinopteri; Labriformes; Labridae. The record is from the annotation of a GenBank genome assembly.